AAGGCGAGGAAACGACGCUUCAGUGAGAAGCCGCUGAAACCAAGUGGGACUGCUUGGAUCCGCGGAGAGAUUAAAUGCUAAAGCACCGGGGGAGAGGGGACUGGCCAGCCCCGCGUGAAGAGAAGUAAAACCCGCAGCUAAUUUCUAACCUUUUAUUUUCUAUUGGCGGCGUGCGCGUGCCACAUUUAUAAAGGGAGCUAGCGGAAUGUAAUGCUAGCGAGCUAGCUAAUGUUGUCUAGCUAAUUAGCUUGUUAGAGACCCGUGGGCUUUAUAGCGUUGGUAAAUAGCGUUGUUGUACUUUUUCUUUGUUUUUUUUGGGGGGGGAGGGUGAAAAGCUGCUCUCAGUGUGUGUGUGUUUUUUCGGGGGGAAAAUCAUGAGGAUAAUGUUAUCUUUUGAGUGGUAGGUAAAGUCAGCUUGAGACAGUAAACAGCACACAAACCUUCAAACGCGUUUCUUUGGAGGGGAAAAGCUGAAUUCAGUGGGAAUUUCGAGCUGUGGCGAAACCAAAAUAAAGUACAGCAAAGAGUUUUUAUUUCUUUUGACUGGAGACCGCCUGUCGUCCAAUGUUAAUGUCGACCGACGUUGCAUCCAUAAUGCUACCCGUUACUCGGGGAAUAAUGGACCGGGAAAGAGACAUUGAUACAGCCGGCGGAGGUUCGGCGGUUGUCCGUGGAAUGAAGCGAGGAGACCCGGAACCUGACGCGCAGACAACCGCUGCCCUCCCAGACUUAACCGGGGCGGAGUGCAAAAGACCAAGGAUAGACGGUACCGGGAGUGUGGUCGGUGAAAUUGGACAGAACAAUGAGCCCUUAAACCCUGGUUUCCAUGGAUACCCAUCUCACAGUCAGGGCUCUCAAGAUUCGACAGGCGCACAGGAGGGAUUGGUGGCCCCACCCUUCUCAGCUUUCCCCCCUCCACCUCCUCCCCAAAAUGGGCUGCCAGGGACAGAAUUUGGUCCUGGGGCUAUGUUUGGUGCUGGCGGCCAAGGUACAGCAGAGGUAGGAGUCGGCACUAAUGGAGCCUCCACCACUACGACCUCCAACAAUAGCGGAAAAACCGAGGAUACAUCCCAGGGUGAAGCAGGUGUUCAGUGUGGUACUGGAGGAGCAGGAGGUGGUGGCUCCGGAGGAGAUUCCACAGAGGCCAAAGGGACACCAAAACGUCUCCACGUGUCAAACAUCCCCUUCCGCUUUCGAGAUCCCGAUCUCAGACAAAUGUUUGGGCAAUUUGGAAAAAUUCUGGAUGUAGAGAUUAUUUUCAAUGAGAGAGGUUCAAAGGGGUUUGGAUUUGUGACAUUCGAGAACAGUGGAGAUGCAGAGAAGGCCAGAGAAAAGCUCCAUGGCACAUUGGUGGAAGGUCGUAAGAUUGAGGUGAAUAAUGCCACAGCCAGGGUGAUGACGAACAAGAAAAUGGUCAGUCCCUACCCUAACGGAGAGGCUCUCAGCACACUGCCUUAUGCAGCAGGAUGGAAAUUAAGUCCUAUGGUGGGUGCUGUGUAUGGACCCGAGCUCUACGCAGUCCCAGGGUUUCCUUACCCGACAGCAGCAGCAGCAGCAGCCACCACAGCAGCCGCAGCAGCUUUUCGCGGUGCCCAUCUGAGAGGUCGAGGCCGGCCUGUCUACAGUGCGGUGCGAGCUGCCGUGCCUCAGCCUACAAUCCCUGCCUACCCCGGACUAGUGUUUCAGGACUCAGUCCUUAGUCCCAGAUUGCCUCAGGGGGGCUACCCUGCUGCAGCUGCUGCCGCCGCCGCCGCCGCCUAUCGCUACGCCCAGCCUGCAGCCGUAACUGGAGCCACUGCUGCCGCCGCUGCAUACAGUGACAGUUACGGCCGGGUGUACACUACAGACCCCUACCACGCUUUAGCUCCAGCUGCUGCUGCUUAUGGUGUGGGAGCAAUGGCCAGUUUAUAUCGGGCAGGAUACAGUAGGUUUGCUCCUUACUAAAACAAUAAGUGACAUCUGAGGAAUUUCACAUCGCUCCAACCCCCUAUUUCAAGCUCUUUGAUUGACAGGAGUGCCCUCCAUUUUUCUGCAGGCAGACUGUAGUGACAACUCAUGUUUUUCUUUUUCUCCUCUUGGCGAGCGAGGUCAUUGCCACAUCAUCAACUCUAACUUAAGUUUCUGUGUUGUUCUCUGUGUCACUGACAUGGAUACAAUGAAAAACUGACAGCAGAGUCGCCCUCACAAAACCUGGAGCGUUACAGUUUUGAUCUUACGGGGCACAGAUUAGGAAGUACUGUGGGACACGGAAGGAGGGAGGCUGCUGUUCUUUUACCCUGUACACUACAAUUCUUUCUUCCUAAAAAAAAAGAAAAAGGAUAUUCACUGCCCUGUAAAUUCCAAACCGACCCACCCACACACACACACACACACACACACAGCACCCAGUAUUCAGCGUCCUUUACAUUUCCCUUUAGUGUUGAUCUGCACACGGCGAUAGAACUGCCACAACACAUUACUCGUCUGAAGAAGAAAAUGGUACUUUUUUUUGUAUUGUUUUUACACACUACAUUGAUGUAAAACUACCCUUUCUACAGAAGACAUGUUCAGGAUAUAAUGAGAAAAUGAAUACAACUCGAACUGCUCAACACAGAGAUGAUGUUGGAACUGACACUAUUAUUUUAUGAUGGGAAUUACGGAACAUUCAACCGGAAGAAGCUGCGAGAGACAUCUCACUGAAGCCUCUGUUGUCGUGGUAAUACUGGAUUUCCAUCGACAUGGCAUGGGAGGGUUUCAAAAAACCACCUUUCCCAACUGUUAAAUAAACAUAAAUUUAAGGCUAAAAAAAGUGUGAAAAUGACAGGAAAAAACCCUUGUUUUCUGCAUUACCUCAGUUGUUUUGUUUUUUUUUCUCUCUCUCUCUCCAGUGGUAAGAAUUUGCAUAUAAAUGUCAUUAUAUAUACUCUGGACAUUGCAUUAUUAUCAGUGAUAUAGCCAUAAGUCUCACAUUGUCCUUUUAAGGCUGGUCAACACGGAUCCCAUAAAUCCAUUCAGUGCAACAGUAAUGCUAAGGGGAUCAGUGACUCCUCAUUCCAGUAAGACCUAAUUCUAUAUAGGCCCAUCACAAGAAUACAGGGCAUCCUUUCUUACAGUAAUCCUUUUAUUACUUCUUCCAAAGAAAGAUUUGGUAAAUUUAAUUUUUGUCUUAAACUGUCGGACUUUCUAUUGGUAGUAGCAAUACAGUGAUAUCUAAAAAUGAUAAAAACACAUUCAAUUUAGCAAAUCAGAUUGGAAUAGUAACACCUCUCCACUCUUUAGUCACUUAAGCACAUGAGAAUCUGUCCAGCUGAGAUAUUUAGAAUAUCUGCCAGCAGAACUGCUCUCCGUGUGGACACAAAGUCCGAUCUCAGCAGAUCAGUUCUUCCCAACUGAGUGGCUUGUGGUAGAAUAUAGCCCAUUUAACAAAAACGUAAGUCUACAAUUGUAUAAUGCCGUCGUGAUAUAAGGAGAAUUUGUCAAAUAUGCGAAAUGCUGUAUUGUCAAGUUUGAUGUCCUUCAGUGUGACAGGAAACUGUAUCCGUCACUAGCUGGACACUUCACUGUCUGCAGUCCUUCCUCGUGCUCUGAAUGUUCUUGGCAGUCUGAAUACUUUAAGCUUUGUUCUUCCCGGUCUGACUGACAGUCAUAAAGGAGCCGGCCAGCAAACAAUUUCUACACCAAAUCUCUGUCCUCUGUCUUGUGUCUCCAUGUACUCUUGCUAUGUUAUUAUUGCUGUUAUUUGUCUUCUCCUUUUUUUUUUUUUUUUUUUUUUUUUUUGUUCCAAAGAUUGUCUGAAGAAAGCACAUUUUUGUUUUUGUUUUGUUUUUUGUGGUUUUGUUUUGCCUUUACUUGAGGUUUUUGGUUUUGUUUGAUUAUUCAUCUGUGGGUUGAAGUUGUAUUUUUGUAGAAUAACAGUGAUGUGUUUUAACAGCACCUUGACAUUUGUCAUUGAAGCAGUGUUUUGAAAUGGGGGAUAGAAACAAAGAUGUUGCAAAACUAAUUGGAAAUGCCAAAAUACAAAACAAAAUGGUUCCAAAUUUAAAUUGACACAUUAAUUUAUAGCCCACACUUAUUUAUUGUGUAAUGCAUGCAAAAUGUCAAUGCAGAUUUUUUUUUUUUUUUUUUUUUUUUUUUUUUUUUGAUCCCAGACAUGGAAUCAGAUUGAAAUGAGUGAAAGGGGUUCUGCAGAAAGAUGCAGAUAGAUACAUUGAGCAGAAAGGCCGAAUCAGAGUGAAUAAAGGGCAAAGAAAUAGGGGGCCGUUGGCACAAAGUCCAACAGGCCCUCUGGACCGGCGAUGUGUUCACCUUUGAACAGCAGAGCAGAAUGUGUAGGUGGUUAAUCAAGGGACAUUGGAGCAGUAAUGGUGAAGGUGAGCCAUUAAUCAUUAGCUGAAAGGAUAACAUCGUCUACUGUAAACUCCCCCUCCCCCAGCGGGAUAGUCUGCUCAGGGUGGAGUGGACAGUGUGGCGUUAUUUUGUAUGAUUGUGAAUCUGUGCAGUACGUCCAGUGAAUAUUUUUGAGGAUAAUUACUUUUUUUUUUUUUUUAAGUCUUUUAUAAGUAUUACGAGAAUUGUUGCUAUGCAUGCUUUUGUGACGAAGGGGCAGAGUGCCAGAGAAACCUUUAAUGUGCAUGAUUUCAAAUCCUAGUGCUGCAGAAGCCAGAUUAGGCAGAGGAUGUAGUGUUUGGAAGAAGGCGUGAUGAUUUGCGAUGCGAGGUGAUGAGGAGGCUCAGUAGCGGUCCGGUACGGCGUGUCGGCGAGGGGAGAAGCAGCACAUUCAGUCAGCUUUAAUAACCGGGGUUAUCUCUGCUCUGUGCCUCUGUGGCCCUGCUAAUCACCACUCAUAUCACAUCCACUAAGCUUAACUUGGAAUGCCUCAACCUCUUUGGUUUUGUUUUUUAAUUAAAGUAAAACUCCUGUAGUCAGUGAUGGCUGAGGCCCAGCAGAUGAUUUAUAUUUUAAACUGUUUGAAAGGAGAAAAAGCUGAAAUUCUUGAGGCUCAUUUUAAGAUUAGCUUCACACCAAUCUGGCAACAACAGAGUGGAUUCAAGCAAGUGACCCACACCAAUGCUAAUUUAGCAGUGUUUCCACCUCACUCAUCCACUUGGCAGCAGCAUCCGUUAAGGUGAUGUCAUCGUUACUGAGCAGUAACUGCGGCACAUUGCUGCUGUUCUUUUUGCUUCGUCUCCAUAAUCUGAGUAAACUUGAUGAUGUAAGGAAUGAUGAACAGAAGCAAACGAUACCCUCGGUUGUUGACCUGUCCUAACUCGACCUCUGACCCCCGACUCCCUGCAUUGUGCUCAAAUCAACCCAUUGGGAGAUUUUGUACAGGGAUUCAAUGGGUUUGAAUUGCAUGUUGUUUUUUUGUUUUUUUUUUUUGUUUGUUUGUUUGUUUUUAUCUCAUGCUUUAAAAAGCUUAUUCAUCCAAGUUUAUUUUCCCCAACAAGUGACAUGUUUUUUCUCACAUUUUAUUUUGCUAUCCUUGUGUAUGCUUUCUGUUUCAUUAUUAUUGAAUGUAUAUAAUAAACUGUUUGGUUUUUA
This is a messenger RNA of Thalassophryne amazonica, 5520 nucleotides long. Its product is annotated as RNA binding protein fox-1 homolog 2-like. The transcript is spliced from 13 exons. NCBI's taxonomy places the organism in Eukaryota, Metazoa, Chordata, Actinopteri, Batrachoidiformes, Batrachoididae. Gene Ontology annotation, cellular component: cytoplasm; nucleus. Gene Ontology annotation, molecular function: mRNA binding. The record is from RefSeq and is a predicted model, not a curated record. Gene Ontology annotation, biological process: regulation of alternative mRNA splicing, via spliceosome; nervous system development. The coding region runs from base 565 to 1944 and encodes 459 amino acids.